UGAGACUCCUCCCAGAAAAAAAAGAGUCCUCACGUCUGUAAAACUUUUAAAGGUCCGUUAUCUGAGCACGAGGCGCUAACAGACCGAUAAUUAAGCCCGUGGAAACGCCUCGUUGUGGUUCCGUUCCACUGCCCGGUCCCGGUAACCGGUUUCGCUCGGGAGGACAGGAGAGAUGAUGCGGGGAGGUGGUGGACGGAGUCACCGGAAAUUCACCUCAAACUUACCGUGAACGCGGAUUUAACAUUAACGGACAAAACGGAGGGUUUGUUUUUCCUCACGGAGUCACUUUGGGCAGAUUUAACGGAGAUUUAUUCGUUUUAUUUGACGGAUUUUCAAAAGAGGACCACCGGAAGCUCGUGACCAAACAUGUUGCAGUGGCUGAGUGAUAUUUUCUGGCAGGAGCAUCUCUGGUUUCCAGAAGGUUUAGGGUGGGCGGAUCUUGAAGACAGAGAUGGGCGCGUCUAUGCAAAAGCACGGGACCUGUGGGUGGCACUGCCCAUCGCGUUUGUGUUCCUCAUACUUCGUCAGGUCUUCGAAAGGACGGUUGCGAUGUAUAUGGCCUCAUUGCUGGGAAUAAAAACAACCAUCCGAAGAAAUGCAGCUCACAAUCCAACACUGGAGUCAUACUACUGUCAGUCCAGUAAAUACCCAACACAGAAGUGUGUAGCGGAGCUGUGCAGGCAAAGCGGCAAUUCAGAGAAGCAGCUGCAACGUUGGUUCAGACGGAGAAGAAACCAGGACAGACCCAUCCUGAUAAAGAAGUUCAGAGAGGCCAGUUGGAGGUUUGUGAUUUAUCUCUUUGCCUUUGUUGCUGGCCUUGCUGCUCUCAUCGACAAACCAUGGCUGUAUGAUUUGGAGGAGAUGUGGAAGGGUUUCCCAACUCUGACUGUCUUACCCUCGCAGUAUUGGUAUUACAUGCUGGAGUUGGGAUUUUACUCCUCUCUCCUCUUCAGCGUGGCUUCAGAUGUCAAACGCAAAGAUUUUAAAGAGCAGAUCAUCCACCAUGUUGCCACAAUCACACUGAUCAGUUUCUCUUGGUGUAUGAACUACAUCCGUGCAGGAACACUCGUCAUGUUUCUGCACGAUUCCUCUGACUACCUACUGGAGUCAGCGAAGAUGUUUAACUAUGCAGGAUGGAGGAAGACGUGUAACUGCUUCUUCAUAGUGUUUGCUGUGUUCUUCAUCAUCACCCGACUUGUUAUCUUCCCAUUCCGGAUCCUGUACUGUACGUGGGUGUAUCCGCUGACGCUCUACCCUCCAUUCUUCGGCUACUACUUCUUUAACGGGCUCCUGCUGGUACUGCAGUGUUUACACGUGUUCUGGGCUGCACUCAUCAUCCGCAUGGCACUGCGAUUCCUGCCCCACAACGAGAUUGUGGAAGACGAGAGGAGCGACAGAGAGGAGACGGACGACUCGGAGGAGGAGGACGAAGAGAGGAACGGCGAGAUAAAGAAGAACGGCGCGUUAUGGAACGGCUACACUACACACAACAACAACCACCGCAAAACACACUGACUGAGAAACUGAGACAGGGACAGAGAGAUUCCGGUUACUCUCUCUCCUCGCUCUCUCUCUCUCUCACUCCCCCUCUCACACACACACACACACACACACGCACGUGCGCGCACCAUUGCUGCGUGAGGAUGCUUCUGUGCGACAAAUGCUACGAGCUCACUGCCGGAGCAGAGCCUCUCAAUGACUGAGGUCACAUGACCACGAUUUUGGCGCUUCCUCUUCUCACAUUCUGUAAAAGGAACAUUUCUCCUCGAUGGACAUACUGUCCAUAUUUUUCCAAAAAUUGUAUUUGUGUAAAAUAUUGGCUUUAUUUUAUGCUUCACUAGCGAAGUUGCUAGUUAGGUUCGUUUUUUUUUUAGAUCUGGAUGAGUGAUGAGAGUUCCCUGAGUUAGUGAAGCAAACCAGAAGAAACAUUUUCAAGUGCAUCACAUUUAAAUUAAAACCAGUGGACGGGACACUAAUUUUCAGCGAGUGAGGGGUCUAAUACCGACUUGCUGCACAACUGUCCAUAUAAUAUGAGAGCGAGAGAAACUAGCAUUGCUGAGAGUUUACUGGAUCAUGUGCCUUAUGUCCUCGUCUGUCUGUCUGUCAUCCCUCUGUUUUUCAUUUUUAAUACCAAACCUGUCUCACGAUCACAUCACAAUCUUCACAUGGAUGUACAUCUGUAAAUAUCUGUUUACAUAUGUGUUUUGCAGGUUGUACACCGUGUGUAGUGAAAGGGUACAGCAGAUUUUCUUCUGCCUAAACAGAACGUCCUGUCCGGCCCUGUCCCGAACCACAGCUGCAGCCAAGAGAGCUCAUGUGUUCGAAUGGAAAAGGACAAAACAUCAGCUGUGGCCCGAACUCCAUACCACCACGUAUUAACGUGUAAUCAUGAAGAUGGGCCUUGUUCAAAACCACAUACUAAUAUACCAAACGUGUAGUAUGCUCUGACUGACUAAAAAAAAAUUGAGCACGUUCCGAAUUGCAGCUCUUGCACCAAAACGUGAUUCGCUGUGUCCUAAACCACAAACAAACGAACCGGCGUCAAAACGAAUUGCAUACGACCAAAGAAAAUGUUGAAUUCUGUUUUUGUUUUUUGUUUUUUCCCCCCACCCUUCUUCACUUCCACUUCAUUCCUUGAUCACUGCCGCUCACACUCUGCCGCAUCCUCACUGCCUCCUGGCCAAAACUUAAUGACAGUAUUAUUUUUUAUUAUUCUGUUUAUUGAGCUGAAUGUUUAAUGAUGGAGAUAAUAAACCAAUGAAAGGUCA
Neoarius graeffei (lesser salmon catfish) is the source of this 2768-nucleotide messenger RNA. It is a transcript of the gene cers2b, whose product is annotated as ceramide synthase 2b. The transcript has 11 exons. Gene Ontology annotation, cellular component: membrane. The record is from RefSeq and is a predicted model, not a curated record. Bases 367 to 1515 code for a protein of 382 amino acids. Lineage: Eukaryota; Metazoa; Chordata; Actinopteri; Siluriformes; Ariidae. Gene Ontology annotation, molecular function: DNA binding; sphingosine N-acyltransferase activity. Gene Ontology annotation, biological process: ceramide biosynthetic process.